AUGAUCGCUCUACAGCUCACCAUCCGAGCGUUAACGCUCCUCAUCUCCGCCACAACACUCUACAUUAUCAUCAGGAUCGUAUACAACAUCUACUUCCACCCUCUCCGCGAGUAUCCCGGCCCUCUUGCAUGGCGGGCCACCCGCCUCACCUGGGUCUUGGCCCUCCAACGCGGCUACCUCCACCGCGACCUGCUGGCCCUGCACGAAAAGUACGGACCCAUUGUGCGGGUCGCACCCGACGAAGUCUCGUACGUGGAACCCCGCGCCUGGAAGGACAUCUACAUUGGUAAACUUAGUGGGUCUGCGCGGCUCGGCCACACACGCGCCCCCAUAGAGCGCAACGGGAUCUGGUUCCGCAAACAACGCGCGGAUGAUCCCGAGGCGAUCAUGUCGAGCAAUGAGGAAGCGCACGCGCGGUUCCGUCGCGCGUUCAUGGGUGCGUUCAACGAGAAGGCAGUGCGGGACCAAGCGCCGUUGAUUGAGAAGUAUGUUGCGUUGAUGGUGCGGAAGUUCCGCGCCAUGGCCGAUGAUGAAUCCAGGGGCAAUGGCGUCGCGGUCGUGGACAUCGUGUCGUGGUUGAAUUUUGUGACGUUCGAUAUCUCGGCGGACUUGUCAUUCGGAGAGUCCUUCGGGAGUACGGAGGAGGGUAGACCGCAUCCUUGGGUGGAGAUUGCCUGUCGGUUCGGCCAGGGGAUUGCAUUGGUGGCGAGUCUGAAUUACUUCGCGCCGCUGCAGAAGGUACUGCGGUAUACGAUGCCGAGGGCUGUCCGAGAGAAGAUGGUCUACCAUCGCGAGUUGAGCACGCGGAAGGUGAGACAGCGGUUACAGCUGGAGGGCGAGAGGGCGGAUUUCGUCCAGGCUGUCCUGAACUAUAACGCUGAUCGGGAGAAGAGUGAGGACGAGAAGGUGACGCCGCAGGAGCUGGAGCUGAACAUGAGUAUUUUUGUGUUUGCGGGGAGCGAGACGAGCAGCACGGCCAUGGCGUCGGUGUUGUUUGGACUGCUGAACUCGCCCCGGGCAAUGGCGCGGGUGACGGCCGACAUCCGAUCUGCGUUCCAGCACGAGGAGGACAUUGAUGUCGCCAGCGUGGGUGGGCUGGAGUAUCUGACUGCUGUGAUUAAUGAAGGUUUGCGUCUGGGACCACCCAGUGCUAUCACUGUCCCUCGAAUUGUGCCGGCAUCUGGGGAGGAGAUCUGUGGUCGAUGGGUGCCAGGAGGAACAUUGGUCACGGUCAAUCAGUACCCUGCGUUCCGCUCCGCCGCGAAUUUCAGCAACCCCAACGAAUAUAUUCCGGAGCGCUUCCUCCCUGCAGAAACCCCUAGUCCCACUGAUAAUUUGGCUGCCUUCAAUCCCUUCCUUGUUGGGCGACAUAUGUGCAUAGGGCAGAAGUUCGCCUGGGCAGAGAUGCGGCUAAUAUUGGCGAGAUUGUUGUACGCAUUUGACAUAACCUGGGAGGUUGCGCCGAGGAUCAAGGACUGGGGUGAACAGCAGACCUUCAUCUUCUGGCAAAAGGAUCCGCUGUUGAUUCGUCUGAAGCCCCGGUGA
Molecule: messenger RNA, 1545 nt
Organism: Cladophialophora yegresii CBS 114405
Lineage: Eukaryota; Fungi; Ascomycota; Eurotiomycetes; Chaetothyriales; Herpotrichiellaceae
Exons: 2
Coding region: 1-1545 (514 amino acids)
Molecular function (GO): iron ion binding; heme binding; oxidoreductase activity, acting on paired donors, with incorporation or reduction of molecular oxygen
Source: RefSeq, a predicted model, not a curated record